Puccinia graminis f. sp. tritici CRL 75-36-700-3 is the source of this 603-nucleotide messenger RNA. RefSeq lists its product as uncharacterized. The coding region runs from base 1 to 603 and encodes 200 amino acids. NCBI's taxonomy places the organism in Eukaryota, Fungi, Basidiomycota, Pucciniomycetes, Pucciniales, Pucciniaceae. The record is from RefSeq and is a predicted model, not a curated record. The transcript has 2 exons.
AUGACACCUAAGGAAUUUAUCACGGGUUUUCUCAAGAAAGAUCACAUGGAAUUGAACUACCGGCGACGCACCUGGGGAACAAUUUAUGGAUCCAAUUCGACAAUUGAAUUGGUUUCGGAAAUAGCUAAGAUCUUCCACAAGAAAGAUGCCGCGCGUCAUCGGUGGGUUGAUUUUAUUCAGGCCGAGGCCGUCUUAUUAUGUCGGCAGGAGAUGUCUUCACGGACGACAGGCUCAUUCAUGAGCUCUCAAUUGGUGAAGCGGGAUUUUUUCGGUCCCGAUGCGAAGCAUGCUCGUAAUCUCAAACUUACGACCAUUGAAAGGCCCUUGCUGUACAACAUCAUCCAUGGAAUCAUAUCUCGUGCGGACAAAGAGGAUGGCGACACUAAUGAAGUUUGCGAUGGACCCGACGACCUCGGGGGUAAUAAUACGGAUGACAUGAACAAAACUUGCGAUGCCUCCGAUGACCUCCGUGGGAAUAACGACCCAGUCAUUACUGGGACCUGCGGAACCGAAUUAGCCGAUGGGGUGGACGAAAUGGAACCCGAGGUGUCCUUGAACUCGUGCUCAGGGUCAUUAGAGGAUGUGAUGGCUGAUUACGGCUAG